AUGCAGAGCACCACGAGGUCGAGGGACCGGUGCGGCUGGAAGGAAUCGGACUACUCCCAGGGCGACUGGCGCAUCCCGUUCGGCUACGACUUCUCGCGGAGUACCAGCGAAAACUACCGCGUGAGACACGGCAACAUCAACGACGAAGACGGUGGCCGGGACGCGGGCAAGGUGUCGGAUUACUACGCCGUGAGAGCGACACGGGACCACAGCUAUCACGGGCAUUACACCCGCCAGCGGCAGCUGUUCCAAGACUCCCUGGUGAACAAUGUGGUGGGGGCGUCGUCCCGGAAGGAGCACCCGUGGAUCGUUUUUACGGCGGGGGCGAUGGGUGCGGGAAAAUCCCAUACCAUUAACUGGAUGUCGGAAAAGGGUUAUUUUCCCCUACCGGACAUCGUUACCGUAGACCCCGACCUGUUCAAGGCCUCCUUUCCGGAGUGGCCCGAGUACCUCCGGCACUGCCCUGAUACGGCAGGGUCCCUCACUCGGCGGGAGAGCGGCUACCUGGUCGAGAUUGCUCAGGAGGUGGCGAUGAGUCAGAUGAAGAACAUCUGGGUGGACGGGUCGCUCCGCGAUAGCAAGUGGUACGAACAGGUCUUCGAAGACAUCCGCAAGACCCAUCCGACGUACCGCAUCGCGAUCUUGUACGUGCACGCGAGCGAGGAGCAGGUGCUGGAGAGGGCUAGGAGACGAGCGGAGGAAACGGGCAGGGUGGUGCCGGAGGCGGAGAUCAAGGACUCGCUCUACCGCGUGCCCCGGACCGUGGCGAUGCUUAUGCCCAGGGCGGAUUUCGUGGCGCACAUCAAGAACGACGGCGACCAGCCAAGGCUAACGGGGUUCUGCGACUGGAAGGGCUGCCAUCGUAACGUCCUGGGGGGAUGGAACGAGGUCAAAGAUCGCUUCGCCACGCUCCCGGAGUUCAGCGACCGGACGAUGUGGACGGCCAUCGUCGAGCGCAACAUCUCCAUGCCGGGAGUGUUGGUGUUCUCCAAGACCUACUGCUCCUUCUGCGCGAAGCUCAAGGCGCUCCUGCGCGAACUCCGCAUCCCCUUCCGCACUGAAGAGCUAGACAAGACGCAAGGGGGUGCCGCUAUGCAGCUGGUGCUUGCAUCGAGGCCAACAUCGCGCUGUCUUACCGUGCCGCAGCUCUUCGCCGGAGGAAACUUCAUCGGAGGUUGCUCCGACGCCCUGGUGCUCCACGCCCAGGGGAAGCUGGAGCCCCUCUUGAGAGCGGCCGCCGGGGAGGCGUUGCGGGGCGGGGAGGCGGCGCUAGCGCCCCCUGCCGGGUCGGCGGCGGUGGAGGCGGCGGAACGGCGGAGAGGCAAGAAGAAGGGCUGCGUCGAGAAGGCGGGGGAACCUCCGGUGGAUAGAGGAGACCGCCCCCCCUUGAAUCGGUCUCUCUCGGCAUGAUGAUGACGAUGAUGGGAGAUGGGUGUCGUCGAUGCUUCAAGCGCACGUAUUGUGAACUUUUUGUGUUUAUCUGCUUUGUUUUUUGUUGUUGGCGGGCGAGCAGAGGCGGCGGUAUCGCGCGCUGUUUAGUGUCUUGUUGUAUAAACCUUGCGUUCUUUUUUUUUUUGUUCGUUCUCGUUUUGGCAGGGGCAGGCAGGCAGGCAGGCCGGCAAGCAGGCGGCAGUGUGUGUCAGUGUUCUCGCGUGUGGCUACCGGUGCGGUUGUUCGUGACAUUGUUGUUGAUGUUGUUGCUGUGUUUUGUUGGUGUUGCAGAGCCCGUCUAAUAGUCUCGAUCGAGGCCUUACCGUUGGCGUUGUAGAAAAUUUUGCUCUGGGCCCGUCUCCGUUUGUGCCUAAAUAAAUAUGGUAAUGUUCAUGUCUUGCUUUUUUCAUUUUUUUUGUGCAAGGUUGAGGAUGUAAGGGGGGCGCCCUUCGCUAAGUUCAAGUGAUGUGAUUCCUUCGGUUCAGCUCUCGAUUCUUGUUGACACAGGGAUAAAGCCUGUUUUGUUGUGUGCCCUACAAAAAAAAUCAAGAAACGACAGGAGGAGCGUUGGUACCAAAACUGAUGUUUACGGGACCCCCGUUGUUCGGUUGCACGGCUGAAAGCAGCCAGCUGGCGUAACCUCGCGGGGGACACGUCGGUACGAAACUCUUGCGACGGUGCCACAACGGCGGUGUAUAAUAGCAACACACUUUCGCACGAAGCUUGAGCUCCCCUUCCCCCCGUUUUGGGAGUUGUUGUUUAGUUCAGGCCUUGCAUGCAUGCCCGCUUCUGUUGUAUGGUUGUAUCGAUGUACCUUGCCUGGAAACUAUGAAGGGAGCUGUUCCCUCCCAACACGAGGCACGGGAAUGAGAGAGAGAAGACGUGAGGGUCUCGAAAACAUUGAAAACAUUGAAAAACAUAACAUCGAAGCGAACCACCGGGACUGGACGGAGAGUGGGAAGGUGCGAGCAGAGACCCUCUUCUGUUCUAACCACCACCACGACCACAACCAUCCGUCCAUCGCCGAUAUUUUUGCGAGUUGCAGAUACCCCUCCUUCGUGCCACAUGCGAGACGGUAGGAUUCGCUGGUGGUUACAAUCUGACUUCGUUGUUUUCCAUGUUGGUCCUCGUUCGCAUCACCACCCCCUGGUCAAUGUGCCUCUGCCCUAUACGCACAAGCAUUAUUUGUCCCGCCUAAAACUGACGUCUAAUUCAGACCGUUUCGCGAGGUCGAUGCUAACACAAAGAACUACACACACACCGCUUCUUCAUUCUGAAUCCCCGACUGAACCCUGUCGUCCGACCUCCUCCUCUGCCAACCCCCUUGCCCGGAAAGCCCGAUGAAUGGGAAAGUUUUUCCGGUUUCUUUGUGCGCUGUGCGCUGUCAGACUGACGUUUGUUCACCGAUCAGUCGGUUGGCGCCGUCGUCGCUAGACACACAAAAACACACACACACACACGCUGGACACUGACGUAUUUUCAUUGGUCAGACGCAUAUUUCGGUGUAUGUAUCCGAACAAAAAAAAAGGCCCAGAUCACCGCCACUACGAUCUUGGCACACUUUUCCUGUCACGCCAUCAUUUUUUUUCCCGCAACGUGUGCAAACUCGUACCUAUCGUGUUCGCCUGCUGAUGUUUCGACGGACGAUGCCCCACACAGCCUUUUACGUCGGCGUCAAGUCCUCACUCGCAAAAAAAACAAAACAGAAACUUCUGUGUGACCCCGGCUGAUAUACUACGUCAAACGUAAACACCGAAAGGCGCGUGGGCUGGCGCCUGAAUGGAUGCGGCGGACGCACACAAACACAACAGCAGUGCACGGUUUCAUUUCUCAGCACUCACUCCUACAAUGCAAAACAUUUGCGGUCAAUUGUCUGA
Messenger RNA from Ectocarpus siliculosus, 3308 nucleotides. The record is from the annotation of a GenBank genome assembly. Lineage: Eukaryota; Phaeophyceae; Ectocarpales; Ectocarpaceae.